Microthlaspi erraticum is the source of this 1116-nucleotide messenger RNA. The record is from the annotation of a GenBank genome assembly. NCBI's taxonomy places the organism in Eukaryota, Viridiplantae, Streptophyta, Magnoliopsida, Brassicales, Brassicaceae.
AUGAGUUGGUUCAGAUCAAAGACUUCAAGAACCGAAAUACAACCACCACCUUCAAACGGACAGCAAGACGCCAUGUACUCAUCGCACCAAGAAGAAGUCCUGUUGCAGAUUCAAGGAUGCAGAGCCCAUCUCAUCGACGGAUCCGAAGCGGUGGAGCUCGCCGCCGGAGACUUCGAGCUUGUGCAAGUCUUUGACAACGGCGUAGCCUUAGCUAUGGUCGUGAGGAUCGGAAAUGACCUGCAGUGGCCGGUGAUUAAAGACGAGCCGGUGGUGAAACUCGACUCUCGCGACUACCUCUUCACGCUUCCGGUGAAAGACGGAGACCCACUCAGCUACGGCGUCACGUUCUUGCCAAGAGACGAGAACGACGUCGUCUUCGUGAACAGCAUCGAGUUGCUUGACGAUUUCUUGAGAGAGAACUCGUGUUUCUCUUCUUCCUCUGCUUCCGCUUCUUCUUCGCGAAUUAACAAUGGAAUCGAUUGGAAAGAGUUUGCUCCUAGGAUUGAAGAUUAUAACAAUGUUGUGGCUAAAGCCAUUGCUGGAGGGACAGGGCAUAUCAUUAGAGGGAUGUUCAAAUGCAGUAAUGCUUACACUAAUCAGGUUCACAAAGGAGGUGAGGUUAUGAUCACAAAGGCUGAGAAGAAGAAUGGUUCGUCUUCACAAAGAAAAUCAACCACAAAUAAGAAUCAAAUCAACAAGAAUCUUCUACGAGUGAGGAGACUUUCAAGAGCGACCGAAAAACUGAGCAAGACAAUGUUGAAUGGUGUGGGCGUGGUGAGUGGCUCGGUGAUGGGUCCUGUUGUGAAGUCAAAGCCAGGGAAAGCAUUUUUCUCAAUGGUUCCAGGGGAGGUUCUCUUGGCUUCACUUGAUGCUCUUAAUAAACUACUAGACGCUGCUGAAGCUGCAGAGAGACAAACUCUUUCUGCUACGUCCAAAGCUACUACAAAAAUAGUUAGUGAGAGGUUGGGUGAGAGCGCGGGGGAAGCGACGAGAGAUGUGCUAGGCACGGUGGGACACGCAGCUGGUACGGCCAUGAAUGUGCUCAAACUCCGCAAGGCUUUUUAUCCUUCCUCUUCACUCACAUCAGGGAUCCUUAAAAACGCUUCAAGAAAGUGA